Acanthosepion pharaonis is the source of this 1644-nucleotide messenger RNA. The record is from the annotation of a GenBank genome assembly. NCBI's taxonomy places the organism in Eukaryota, Metazoa, Mollusca, Cephalopoda, Sepiida, Sepiidae.
AUGGAAUCUGGACCUUCUAGGGACCACUCUAAAGGAACAGGGUCAGGGUAUUAUGUUUACUCCGAAGCAUCACCACCGCGUAAAAAAGGUGAUAAAGCUCGUCUUGUAAGUCCAGUCAUCAAACCAACCACAGACGAAGAGUGCUGGGUUGUAUUUGAGGCUAAGAUUAAUGGAAUCACAAGUGACAUGGCACUAGAUGAUAUAACAUUUACACCUGGGUGCCAUCUAGCUUUGUUACCAAAUGGAACGAUUACCAAAUCCACGCCAAUGCCAUGUACUGCUGGUCUGUUCCAUUGCAGAAGUUCAGAGUGUAUACUCCAGUCACAAGUGUGUGACUUCAUCAAACAGUGCAAAGAUGGUUCGGAUGAAGAUAUCUGCGGUACCUGCAAUUUUGAAUUAGUUGGUAAUUGUGGUUGGAAUGAUCGGAGUACCGGCCGUUUCAAAUGGCAAAGCCACCAAGGAGAUUCACCCGGGAAAUUUGGCCCCAUCAAAGACCACACAUCCAAUUCUGAUAUUGGCAAGUACAUGAUGGUUCUUGGAAAUGCUGGAGUUUCCAGAUCACAUGCAAUCCUGCUGACUCGGCCAUUUGGUGCAACAGCAUCUACCUGUCAAGUAGAAUUUUAUGUUUACAUGACAGGUGAUGGAACGGGUGAGAUCAGUCUGAAUAUAAUCAAUCCAGUUACACGCGAAUUGAUGUUCGAAGCCUUACCUAAUGUCCAGCAUCUUAUGAUUGGUACUAGCACUGAUAUGGCAAUUGAUGAUGUGAAAUUAUUCAAUUGCAGACCAAAAUUACCAGCAGUCACGUCAUCAAAGUCGCUGUGGGGAAAACCCACCACGUCAGUUCCAUCUUUGACGAACAAAGCCAUCACGUCAACACCAUCGGUGAUGAUCAAAACAAGUACACGAAAGGGUCCCAAAGUUUGUGGAAAUGACAGCUUCUUGUGUCCUACGGCACCUCAUUUGUGUUUCCCAUCCGCUUUCCUAUGCGAUGGCUACGCGGACUGUCCCGACAAAUAUGAUGAAGAACAUUGCACGACUUGUCCUAAAGGUCAGACCUACUGCGUCCCAAAACAAAAGUGUAUCUCCUCUCAUCGCUGUGAUAACAAUAUCGAAUGUCCAGAUGGUUCAGACGAAUCUGCUUGCAAAGGUCAGUGCAAAGAUAAAAAUGUCAACUUUAGAUGCCUUGUUGUGAAAAGUUCUGCCGAGAAAUCUAAAAAUAAAAAAGUAUGGGUAAUCCCUCUGGGCAUCAUUAUGGCUUUGGUUAUCACAGCAGUCGUUUUCAGUGGCAUUUACUUUUUCUGGAUUAGAAAAACUAAAACAUUUUCUCCAGAAAGAGUUGACGGAGGAAUUACUAAUCCUGCCUAUGACUAUGGCACUAACCUCCCAACUGAAUUCAACAUGUUAGAUCUAGAACCAGCCUUUAAAGAGCCAGUCGUGUCUCUCUCACUCGUCUCUUUCUCUCACCCUUUCUCCUCUCUCUAUCUCUCUCGCUCUUCUCCCAUUCGUUCUUCUCACUCAUUCUCCUCUCUCUCUCAAAUGAUUCCCUCUCUCUCUCAUUCUCUCUCUCUCUCUUUGACCCAUUCUUCCCCCACAUUCUCUCUGACCUAUUCUUCCUCCCUGUUCCCCCACCCCAUUUCUCUCUGA